AUGUCAUCUGGAGUGAAGGCUAGAGUUGAGUUGAUACAUGAUAUGGCUGGAGCAUUCAAUAUUGACUGUGGCGCCACAGACUACUACAAACAGAUUCCAAGCGAUACACUGUGUUCGGCAUUCGCCACAUUGACUAAUCCUCUACUACAAGAGGUAGAGGAUGAUAUAAAGUAUCAUUACAACAAUCAGCAACAACAGCAACAACAGUCGACCAACUCGAGUACCACAAAUGUAAUACAACAACAACUAUCAUCAUCAUCAUCAUCAUCUACCACCACCUCUACUUCUGAGCUUGUAACGGAUAGUCCUAUCCAGCCCAGACUGAAGCGAUAUCGACCAAAUGAGCCAUCACCAAACCUUAUCUCAUCAUCAACACAGCAACAACAGCAGCAACAACAGCUCUACGAUAAUAAGUUGCAGCAACUACAAUUACAACAACAACAGCAACAACAACAACAAAGACAGCAUGAUGCCAACUUUGUACCCAACCUACUGUUCACCUACAUGGACGAGGACAUCACACUCAAUCGAUCGGUAGUCGACGAGAAUGAGGUGGAGGUGUUCUGUCACAACUUGAACAAGGACGGUGCCGGUCUGGCCUAUCUCGAUAAUGCGGAUGACACCCAGCAGCAGCAGGAGAGACAGCGACUCAGACAGUCCUCGUCCUCAAUCGUAAUAGAUUGUGCACAGCAACAGCAACAAUGCAGCGAUCACAUGUCAUCGUCGUCUUCUUCGUCGUCGUCGUACCAUAACAAUGGCAUCCAACUCAUGCAUCAUCAGACCGACAACAGCAACAGCGAGAGUAACAACAACAACUGUACAACAACAACAACAUCAUCAUCAGCCACAUCCUCGCCGUCGACCUCGUCGCUCAACAACCAUCACCACCACCAACAACAACACCACCAGUCGAGUCGCGCCGACUUGAUCCGUUCAAGCGCCGACAUCCAUGUAGAUAAUGUAGAUAGCUCAUCCAUCGUGCUCAGCUCCUUCUUCUCACACCUUUAUAGCGUGGCCAAUAAUGUCAAUGUCAAUGGCAUUGGCAGCAUGGGUGUGGGAGUUGGCGGCGGCCUCAACACAUCCAACUCAAACAUCAACAACUUCAAUGUCUAUAAUACCAUCGCCAGUAUCAACAGCAGCGCCAACAAUUGCUGCAGUAUCAACAACAUUGCCAACAACAGCAACAACAACAACAAUAUUUAUGAUCUGAUCACUCAAUCAAGUGUCCACUCAUCUAUAUGCGCAGUUCCAAACUUUAUACAUAACAUUCAGCAUCCUGACAAUGAUAUUAGGAAGUCAAUUGAGAGGACUGUGCCAGAGGAAGAGGAGGACAUUGAGGACGAUGAUGAUGACGAUGAGGAGGAGUUCAAUCCUUGGGUGUUCAUGAAGAGUCUCUCAAGGAGUAGAUCGAUCACACCGCCAACCAAUCGCAACAUCCUUCCACCAAAGGACGACAAGACGCCAAAGAUAUCCUUGGUGCUCGAUCUGGACGAGACACUGGUGCACUGCAGCACCGAGCCAAUUGAUGAGCCCGAUCUCACAUUCCUCGUCACGUUCAACAGCGUCGAGUACCGGGUCUUUGCCAAGAAGCGCCCCUUCUUUGAGGAGUUCCUGGCCAAGGCGUCGACGCUGUUCGAGGUGAUCAUCUUCACGGCGUCGCAAGAGGUCUAUGCCAACAAGCUGCUCAAUAUGAUCGAUCCGAACAAGUACAUCAAGUACCGCCUGUACAGGGACUCGUGUGUCUGUGUCGAUGGCAACUACCUGAAGGAUCUGUCGAUACUUGGUCGCGACCUCUCUCAGGUGAUCAUCGUGGACAACUCACCGCAAUCAUUUGGAUUCCAAGUGGACAAUGGCAUACCAAUCGAGAGCUGGUUCGAGGACCAGAGCGACAAGGAACUCGUCACCUUGAUAUCAUUCCUCGAGUCGUUGCAAGAGGUGGACGAUGUUCGACCUGUCAUCAGGACCAAGUUUGGACUUCAAGAGCUCAUUGAUAAGGCUUGA
Messenger RNA from Acytostelium subglobosum LB1, 2001 nucleotides. RefSeq lists its product as hypothetical. Lineage: Eukaryota; Evosea; Eumycetozoa; Acytosteliales; Acytosteliaceae. The record is from RefSeq and is a predicted model, not a curated record. The coding region runs from base 1 to 2001 and encodes 666 amino acids. The transcript is spliced from 3 exons. Gene Ontology annotation, molecular function: phosphoprotein phosphatase activity.